AUGACGAGUAUAUCGAAAUGCAACGAGGUUGUGUUUGUGAAGAAUUACUACAAUGCACUGUGCAAUAAGCCUUCAAUGAUACAGAACUACUAUGUGAAUGGCUCGAAGCUGACAAUAUGCAAGGAGACGGAGAAUCCUGAUGAGUGCAGCGAGGGAUUUCUGAAGUAUAUCAAGAGUAAGAUGGUAGGCGUGCUGGCAAAGGUGCUGGUGUCUCACAUGUCGUAUCAGAAGAUAGAUGAGGAAAGGUCGAUUAUCAAUGUGGUGGGGCAGUUUGUGUAUGGCGAUAAGACGCAGAGUAGAAUAAGCCAUCAGUUUGUUAUUGUGAGGAUUGAAGGGACUAUGUAUAUCAAGAACGAGAUCCUGACGUUCUUGAACGAGGAUGUGGUGUAUGAAGCGGGCGAAGGAAGGGAGAUAGUUGUUGAGUGUGAGAAGGGCAAGGCCAUGGAGGGCAUAGCGAUGGUUUAUGGAAUGGCUGGGAUUGAUUCGAUGCGAAUUGGAAAUGAUGGAAAGAUCAGCAUGAUGCUUGGAAGCGAGGAUGAUGUGGGCACGAUCAGGAAGAAUGCACUGAGCUUCACAGAGAAGGGAUUUGGAUUGAAGUUUGUAUCGAGAGAUGGCAAGGAAGAAGAAUAA
Ordospora pajunii is the source of this 630-nucleotide messenger RNA. RefSeq lists its product as uncharacterized. The coding region runs from base 1 to 630 and encodes 209 amino acids. Lineage: Eukaryota; Fungi; Microsporidia; Ordosporidae. The transcript has a single exon. The record is from RefSeq and is a predicted model, not a curated record.